Messenger RNA from Brassica rapa (field mustard), 953 nucleotides. Its product is annotated as LIM domain-containing protein WLIM1. NCBI's taxonomy places the organism in Eukaryota, Viridiplantae, Streptophyta, Magnoliopsida, Brassicales, Brassicaceae. The record is from RefSeq and is a predicted model, not a curated record.
GUUUUCAAUAUAUCUGGUCCCCAUUUAGAGAAAAACGAAGCAACAAUAAUUGACACUCUCUUUCUCUCUAUCAUCUUCAUCAUCUCUUCUUCUUCCAACUCUUGGUCUGAUCCUCUUACAAGAACACACAAAUGGCGUUCGCAGGAACAACCCAAAAAUGCAUGGCCUGUGACAAAACCGUGUACCUCGUCGACAAGUUAACCGCUGAUAACCGGGUCUACCACAAAGCUUGUUUCCGUUGUCACCAUUGCAAAGGAACUCUCAAGCUUAGCAACUACAACUCAUUUGAAGGAGUUCUCUAUUGCAGACCUCAUUUCGAUCAAAACUUCAAGAGAACUGGAAGUCUUGAGAAAAGCUUCGAAGGGACACCAAAGAUUGGGAAACCAGAUAGACCUUUGGAGGGAGAGAGACCUGCUGGGACCAAAGUGUCCAACAUGUUUGGUGGAACUCGAGAAAAAUGCGUUGGCUGUGACAAAACUGUCUAUCCAAUUGAGAAGGUGUCGGUGAAUGGCACAUUGUACCAUAGGAGCUGUUUCAAGUGCACACACGGAGGCUGCACGAUAAGUCCUUCGAACUACAUAGCUCACGAAGGGAAGCUUUAUUGCAAGCAUCAUCAUAUUCAGCUUAUCAAGGAGAAAGGAAAUUUGAGCCAGCUCGAAGGAGGAGGAGAAAAUGCCGCUAAGGACAAAGUCGUCGCUGCUUAAACAGUUUCAAUUUUGACCAUCGAAGAAUCACUAUAGUGUCUCUCUACUUCUCGAUCCAUGACAUAUAUAUUGGUUUUGUUUCUUCUCAAGUAUGUGUUCUUUUUGUUGUUGUUGUUGUCUUUCAUCUUGUUUCUUUUGGGAACUCUCCAAGGGUGAUAUGUUCACUCUUUGUUGGGUUUCUUGAGAUAAACAAACAAAAUAGAGAAAUAACGGAUGUUUGCUUAUGAAAUAAUAUACAUUAAGUUCAUA